AAGAUAACUUACUUCUAUUCGCUAUUCGCGGCAACACCGUUCUCUUCAGGUACAAAGACAGAAGCUGUACCGGGACUAGACGGUGAGAGAUGUGACUGGCUGUCAGUGAGCUGUCGGUGUCCGUCCACAGCCACAGCCAGGAAGCUUUGUGAAUGGGAAAAGAGAAGAGAAGGGGAGCUUAGCACUACUCGGGUUUUCACCACACAGACAAACCGGCGCGUGGAGAAUAUACUGGAGCUUCUGAGAAGUUCGCGGCUCUUUCUGUGACAUCUGACUUUCCUGUACUUUAGCUGAAUGCGAGGGAAGCUAUCAGCCGCCGCUGUUUCAUCAACUAUCCCCCCCAACGAGUUCCCAGUCCACGGUUAUAAGGUUGCUAUGGUGAACAGCAGGGUGGAGGCGCCCACAGUGGCAGUGAUGGGCGGUGGCGGGGGGACAGGGGGCAGGUUGUGCGCAGGAUGUGGCGGUCGAAUCGCAGACCGUUUUCUGCUCUUCUCCAUGGAGCGGUACUGGCACACGCGAUGCCUCAAGUGCUCUUGCUGCCAUGCUCAGCUGGGCGAGUACAGCAGCACCUGCUACAGCAAAGGAGGCAUGAUCCUGUGUAAGAACGACUACAUCAGGCUGUUUGGACACAGUGGAGCCUGCAGUGCUUGUGGACAGUCUAUACCUGCAAGUGAGAUGGUGAUGCGAGCGCAAGGCAACGUUUACCACCUUAAGUGUUUUACCUGUGCGACCUGCAGGAACCGCCUUGUCCCCGGGGAUCGCUUUCACUACAUCAAUGGGACUAUCUUCUGUGAACAUGACCGGCCGGGAGGGGGUCUGCUCAGUGGGCACCCAACUCCCCUGCAGGCCAGCACCAUGAUGUCUGACCAGAAGGUCUGCUGAGGAAGCGGAUAAAAAACCAAAUGUGUGCCUUCUCCCCCUCCCCCUGUCUCUCCGUCACCAUCCUCCUCUACCUGUAAAUCCCAACGUGGAUUGACUAGCCUCCAGUCUGAUGGGCCGUCACUUCACAGUCUGGAUAUAGUCAAUACUGCUACAGUACUCAUUCAAUUUCAACAUCCCAACAGAAACGGGCUUCUCUUUGUAGACUGAGGAGGGAAAUCUGGGCAUGUACAGUACUCUGUUGGAGGAAUGAGGAUGCUGAGGACGGUUGGAAUUGUAUUCACACACUGUGUGAACAUAGACUGUUUGUGUCUGUUGUGAACUGUGGCAAUGUUAUUGGUAGGAACUGGCAUGGCUAAAAGGG
This is a messenger RNA of Etheostoma cragini (Arkansas darter), 1243 nucleotides long. RefSeq names its product LIM domain only 4a (gene lmo4la). The transcript is spliced from 5 exons. NCBI's taxonomy places the organism in Eukaryota, Metazoa, Chordata, Actinopteri, Perciformes, Percidae. Bases 295 to 882 code for a protein of 195 amino acids. The record is from RefSeq and is a predicted model, not a curated record.